Molecule: messenger RNA, 846 nt
Organism: Enterobius vermicularis (human pinworm)
Lineage: Eukaryota; Metazoa; Nematoda; Chromadorea; Rhabditida; Oxyuridae
Source: the annotation of a GenBank genome assembly
AUGGCGUUUGGUUUGAACAUGAGACAAGAUGAGGGAAAGUUAAAUAAUUCUUUCUUGAUUUCAGUUUUAUAUAACUUUAUGGCUUAUUUAACCGCUGUUAAAAGAAAAGAAAACAAGCAGGUUUCUGACUUCUCACCAUUUGAUUUUACAGAAUGUGAUGUCGACAACACGUGUAGAACUCCCAAUUUGAUUUGCUCAAAUAUAGUAAACGGUACGAAAGGAUGUUGGGCGCCAGCUGAGUGUGUAGAACCUCCUCUUGCUUGUCCUUCCGACGCUUGUCAGCAGCUUGGCCAAAAUUAUGGUCAGAAUUGCACGUGGCCUGUCUAUAAUGAAAGCGGUAGAAUAUCAUUUUUGAUGUGCUGCAGAGAUCUGGCCGUAGAUGCACCAACGUUCGCAGCACCAGAAACGGAAGAAACGACGCAGAUCACCACAGUUCAUGUAGAAGUGACAACGACUGCUGGAUGUAGAGAUCAAAAUAGAUAUGGAACUAAUGUAACUGAUUGCCCGGAAAAGGUUCGUUACUGCACAAUACCAAGAUAUCUACAGUUAAUGCAGAGACUGUGUCCGGCAACCUGUGGAUUUUGUGCUUCCUCUGAAACCACCGAUGUCAAGAUUGUCACUCAAAUUUUACUCACGUUAUUGUCUGGUUUUUCAGAAUGUUUUGAUAAAAGUGCAGCUGGAAAAGAAACUGACUGUACAAAAAACGCAGGGUUUUGCUUCAUACCUGUGUAUCUUGAAUUCAUGAAAAAGGAGUGCCCUAAAACUUGCGCUACGCCAACAGUGGAGUUUUUCUGCCGCAGUAUUUCAUCUCCGCCAUGUCGCAUAUGCAAUUCUUAUGAUACCUGA